This is a messenger RNA of Emiliania huxleyi CCMP1516, 1180 nucleotides long. RefSeq lists its product as hypothetical. The record is from RefSeq and is a predicted model, not a curated record. NCBI's taxonomy places the organism in Eukaryota, Haptophyta, Isochrysidales, Noelaerhabdaceae. Bases 49 to 864 code for a protein of 271 amino acids. The transcript has 4 exons.
CUCGCUGGCUCGCUGCUGCAGCAACCGUCUGCCACCACCAGAAAACUCAUGGAUCCGUUCACCCUAACGAUCGCGGUCGAGCACAACUUUGAUGUCUUUUACUCCAUUUUGCAGUUCCUGCUGCCCCACCGGCCCGAGCGCUCACGCGAGCUCUGGCGCAACGGCGGGCAGCCGGCGGAGAUCGACACCGCCGCCUGCCUCGAGGCGCUCCGCUGCUGCAACAAGCGCUGGAGGGCCUUUUUCGCGGAGGUGCUGCCCGACGGCCACUUUUUGUGGAGGCAGCUUCUGAAGCAGCUGCACAUCGGGCGGCACGGGCCGGCGCUGGUGCGCUUCGCGGACCUGGUCAACGCGCACACGGAGAACAUAAACUACAAGGAGCGCUUCUGGCUCGCCCUCAAGAAGCCGUACGAGUAUGUCACGAAACCGCUGGUGCUCUCCAUGUUCCGGCUGCUCGCCCGGCGGGCGGAGGAGGCGCUUCGCGACGGCGUCCCCUUCUCGAAGAAGUUCGACAAUGAGGCGCGCGGGUGCUCCCACGCCCUCGUCUGGACUCUGCAGAGCAGCGCCGGCCCACGCGGCCAAGAGACGCGUGCGGAGCUGCUGAUCGAGUUCGAGGAGCCGGGACAUCGCAAGCCGGGGGGUCACAAAGCAGCGCGACCACACCCGUGCCGCCCGCGCCACACGCGCCGCCCGCGCCGCCGCCCGCAGCCGAUGAGGGCGGCGAGGCCGAGCGCGAGGAGGAGGAGCAGGAGCAGGAGGAGCAGGAGGACGAGGACGAGGACGAGGACGACGACUGGUCCGCGGCGGACGACUGACGCGUUGGGCGGGGGGAGGGCGCGGGGGGGGUUCCCUCGCCCCCUCCUUUGAGCGAUCGCUCAGUCAUCGCAGCAAGUCUGCAACCGCCAUCGGUCGGACGCACCGGUCGGACGCACCGCCAUCGCCCUGCGCAGCACGGCGGCGUCUGCCCUCUCUGUGGCCUUCUCCGGGAUCCGCGCGCGACCCUCUCUCUAUACUACUCCUCGAGGCUCGCUCUCUCCGGCCCCGAACUGGUCGGUCCCUCCGUACAGUCUAAUAGCGAGAGGCGUCCGCUCUCUCUUUUUUAGUGGGGCCGAGAUACCAGAUACGUGCCGUAACACACUGUGUGGAACGCGCUAGCAGGAUGUCGCCCCAAAAUGUCCGCCUC